AAUAAUAGUAUUAAAAUGUUUAGUUAAUUUUAUAAAAAGCUUCAGAUGUCACAGAAUUCGAUGAUUAAACAAAAUAAAAUAUUAUUAUUUUGUGAUUUAAACAAAGCUUUUAAUGCUCUAAAUUAAUUUUCUUGGCUCGACGACUGUCCUUGAAUGCAAUCCGGAAUAGAUUUGACAACCUUGUUCCGUGUAGGAAGCCACGCACAAAAUAAAGUUUUCGUACUCCAACGUUGUCUCCGUUGACAGUUAAAAUACCAUAAAACAAGUAAAAAAAAAAAAACCCAGGUUUUUAUAUCUCCAACAGAUUGAAUGCGAAGAAGCAAUGGGAGAAGAAAACAAGAAGAUUACCAAAGAAGAGGUAAUUGCAAAACUCAAGGACGAUGGUGACUUCGACAAGCUCCGUCUCAAAAUCAUCCGCAAGCUCAAGGAAAACGAAGAAUUACGCAACAACAUCAUUGCAGCUGUGAAGCAGUCAGCAGCACUUAACCGUCCAGGUGCUGAAAACAUGAAACUAAGACAACUAUCAGAUGCCAUUCAUGAUGAGAUUGGGAACAAAGUGAUGGGCCAAAUUUCUGAUAGUCUAUGGGAAAUAAUCAGAUCGGAAGGUGGCAUGAGAAGUGAAAUUACAGAAACUGUACUAUCUGUAUACGAUAAAAUAGCUAAUCCUCUAGAGAAAGAAAAGGGUGAAUCAUCCAUGAAUGAUAUGAUGCCUGUUGAAAAGGAAGCUGAGAAUAAUGGUUCCAUUAAGGCCUCAGCUGGUAGAGUUGAUGAUACAUUAUCUGAUGGUGAUCCAAAAGAACCACCGGGUUUCUCUCUGUCAAAUAAUCAUCGCAGCAACCACCAUCGGCAGCAGUACGAGGUAAAGUGGCAGCUUCCUAGGCCUUAUGAUAAUGAACCCGUGGAAAACUGGAAGGAAGAGCUCCACCAUUCACAGCAUGGACAGGACCAAGAUGAUGUUGAUGUUAGUGUGCCACCUGGUUUUUCUGAAGAUGUUGACCAGAAGCAACCAUGUGAUGCCAGUGAUGAGGACCCUGAUGUGCCUCCUGGAUUUGGUUGAUGAGGGACAACUGGCGAGUCAUUUUGCACUUCCAUCUUGCAGCUGUAAUGUGGCAGAGACUAUACAUUGAAUGGGUCAGUAAUGAACUACUGAGACAGUGUACCUUUUUUCUGCUCUAAAAGGCUCUUCUUUCUGUGGCAGUCAGGGAGGGAGCCCCGUAUCUGCUAUGUUUGAUAACCAGAUGCUAUAUUCUUUCUUUAAUGAGUUUUUCUUAUGCCUCUCUUCUUGGUUUGAUCGUGAAUAACUUAUCAUAGCAUUCUUGAGAAUAUGCAAGUGAAGUGAUUACUAAUAUCUGUAAGAGGCUUUUUAUAAAAUAACCAUUCUUAUUGUCAAUUGUUGGCCUUCACUAGUGCCUAGCUGCAGUUGCAGUCUACUUUCAUUGUAACUAACCACUGAUUUUUUUCUCCUUUUAAAAAUGCAUGAGGUAGGGAUGUGAAAAGUUAAGCCUUCCGUACCUCCUUUUUAGAACAAGUGUCUAAAACUUUGUCCGCACUUGUGAUGCUUAC
Molecule: messenger RNA, 1563 nt
Organism: Durio zibethinus
Lineage: Eukaryota; Viridiplantae; Streptophyta; Magnoliopsida; Malvales; Malvaceae
Source: RefSeq, a predicted model, not a curated record